AACCUCAACACCAACCAUCAGGUUAUACUACCUCAUUCCUCUCGUGCUUCUACUAGCUACCCUGCCGGCUGUAGAUAUCUGUCAUCGAUCAUCACCAACUUUUCAGUUCAAGCUAGGUAGCUAGCCAUGGCUAGGGUGCUGGAGCCUCUCGUCGUUGGAAAGGUCAUCGGGGAGGUCAUCGACAACUUUAACCCCACAGUGAAGAUGACGGUGACCUACAGCUCCAACAAGCAGGUGUUCAAUGGCCACGAGUUCUUCCCGUCGGCGGUCGUGUCCAAGCCACGCAUUGAGGUCCAGGGCGGCGACAUGAGAUCCUUCUUCACUCUGGUCAUGACGGACCCAGAUGUGCCAGGGCCUAGUGAUCCAUACCUGAGGGAGCAUCUCCACUGGAUCGUCAAUGAUAUUCCUGGCACCACAGAUGCUUCUUUUGGAAGGGAGGUGGUGAGCUACGAGAGCCCCAAGCCCAACAUUGGCAUUCACAGGUUCACCUUCGUGCUGUUCCAACAGAAGAAGCGGCAGUCCAUGAACCCUCCCUCCACCAGGGACUACUUCAACACGCGCCGCUUCGCUGACGAGAACGACCUUGGCCUCCCGGUCGCUGCCGUCUACUUCAACGCGCAGCGGGAGACAGCGGCACGCCGCCGCUGACGGAAACAAUCAGCCCAACCCUUCUUCUCUUGCAUGCAUGGCGCAUGCAACAAGCCUAUGGAUCAACCUAUAGCUACCAUUAGCUACCAUCUACAUAUAUCUCCAACCAAUAAGAGUUUGCUUGUGAGCGUCUUGUGUGUGCUGUUUCCAGUAGUCUUUCUACUGUUCAGUUUUUUCUUCGGUCAAUUUAGUUACUAGUUGAUCUGUGAACCAGUGUACGUGCAACCUACAUCUACCACUAGUGUGAAUUUGAUUCAGCUCCUAUUUGUGGAGACGAAGGUUAUAUGCGUCCACGAUGCAGUGUGCUGGCAAGUGGCAACACAGUUGGGGGCUGAGAGAUCGAUGCAUACUAGUGUUGACUGGGACUUUGGAAGCAGAUUGAUAGCUGAAGACCGUCGACAUGUCUGGUAGUGGAAGGAGGAAAAGACAAUGGCCAUGGCCCAGCCACUAGUAGUAACCUACUAUUUUGUCAUGUGCGUGCAUGCAUGUGUCGCUGCUAGCUCACUGCAGCUUAUAGCUUGCAGUGUACCAGCUUGUACCCGAUCCUUCAAACCUGCUAUGUAGCUAGGUUGUAACCAUUAUCUCUCCAUCUGCUCCAAACUUUUCUGUAUGACAAGACAUGCAUUGCUAUGUAUAUGCCUCGAUUGUGUGUAAUAUGUUAGGUUUUGCCGUAUCUACUAUGUGUGGGUGUUUUUAUAAUGUUAAAAUGGCUGCUGAUGAGAAGAGGCAUCA
Triticum aestivum (bread wheat) is the source of this 1380-nucleotide messenger RNA. RefSeq names its product CEN-like protein 2. The coding region runs from base 127 to 648 and encodes 173 amino acids. The record is from RefSeq and is a predicted model, not a curated record. The transcript has 4 exons. NCBI's taxonomy places the organism in Eukaryota, Viridiplantae, Streptophyta, Magnoliopsida, Poales, Poaceae.